Messenger RNA from Tyto alba (common barn owl), 1252 nucleotides. It is a transcript of the gene CUNH9orf152, whose product is annotated as chromosome unknown C9orf152 homolog. The coding region runs from base 1 to 801 and encodes 266 amino acids. The transcript is spliced from 2 exons. Lineage: Eukaryota; Metazoa; Chordata; Aves; Strigiformes; Tytonidae. The record is from RefSeq and is a predicted model, not a curated record.
AUGAAGGAAAUGUCCUGCUUCUGCAUGACUUUCUCUUCCUUGUUGGAACAGAUGGUGAAGGCUUACAAAUACAUGACUGGUAUUUUUUCAGUGACUCAUACCUCAGAGCAACAGGCUUCAGAUCGUGAUAAGCAGCCAACCAAGAUGGAUGUAAGCUUACUCGAGGAGCAGUAUGACCAUACAAAACAGAAGCAAAAACUGCAAUCACACAUUAUUGUAUUUAAAACAGGUGAACAUGAAUCUGUUCUCCCAGAAUCAAUGGUCAACGCUGUUUUAAUUAAUAAAAGUGUUAGAAAAUCAAAGUCAUUUACAGAAUGUGUUCCUGUCAGAAAGGUCAGACUGGAGAUGGCCAGCAGUGGCAACGUACAAGACAACUCACCAUGGCGUACCCACCUGGGAAUUCACCGCCUGGUGCAAGGCCCUCGUCAAGGAGUUACCUGGGAUCUUUCCCACUGCAAGGACAGUCCGUGCAGUCCUGACAAUCAGAGGCUGAUUUCACAGGGGAAUGGCACAUUGCAACACAAGGAGUUAGAAGGAGCAAGAGAACUAUCCACGCUCAGUCAGCUGGGAACUUCAAGCAUGUUGAACAGUUCCAGCAAAGAGAACGGCAGUAACAUUUCAAGCACCUGCCAAAAGCCUCCUCUGACAUCAGCUACUUCAACCACGUGGACACAUCAACAUACUACUACUACAAAAUGCAUGCCAGCCUGCAACAAACUAAACUUUUACCCUUUCCCCAAUAAAAAAGGACCGAGAAUUUCUGAAGCAGCAAGGAGGCUUGGAUUAUAUGUCUCACAAUGAAGAUAUUCAGUAAGAAAUAAAAAUCAGUCAAAAACUUCUCUAAAACUUAAAAUAGCAAAAUAGUCUUCCUAGUUACACUGAUCAACAUGCUGAAGGUCUAGUAAUCCUAUUAGCCAAGGACGAUCCUUGCUAUAUAAUCUGAUAUUUUACUGUACAGUGUAAAAUGAGAUGUUCUCAUGAAGAUGCUGGGCUGCAAUGACAGAUACUCACUUCUGUUAUUCAAGAUAUCAAGAGCAAUGUUACCUUUUAUUUUUCCUUCCUUAUUUUCAGGUUACUGAUUUUAGAAAUGAAGAUUUUAUCACAGCAAUAUUUGAAAUAUCUCAAAUAGCUACAGCAAAGACUAGUAGAACUACUGAUGAAGCAACUAGUACCAUACUGAAAUUUAGUCUAUUUAAUUAGACAGUAAACAAGUAAUAAAUGAAACAGUAUUGACGGUGUUUGGUACAUUUAA